GGAAAGCUGUCCAGCCAACGGGAAAGAGCAAGUGGGACAAACUAACAUUCGCACUGCAACAGGCACAGCAGACAUGUGAAAAAAAAGCAAAAUAAGAGAGAUUGCCAAGGGGGGAAACAAGAUUUUCCAGGCACCCCUCAGUCUUCCAGAACCACAUUCCUUACAGAUUCUUCUCCUUCACAAAGCUCAACAUGAAACUUCCAGGAGAGGCCCGGAGCAGCUUAAAAGAAGACAGGAAUGGACAGAGUUGAAAUUCAUUCACCUAAGGAAAAAGAGAACAGGGUGCAGAAAGGGGAAAGACAAGCACUUGCUGCCAUAGACCCUCCAGGCUGCUUUUCACGGAUUUCCUCCUCCAAAAAGCAUCCCUCAACAUUGAUCUUGGCAUCACCAUGACUGCUCAUGGCUUCUUCUGGGACCUGUGGGCUUUUGUAAGCUUUGGGGUUUUCCUGCUGGUCCGUGGGCAACAUGCCCAAAGCAGCACUAACACGGACAACGGGCACUGGAGGCAGAUGAUCCAAUGGGAAAACAACGGCAGAGUGUACAGCCUCCUGAACUCGGGCUCAGAGUAUGUCCCAGCCAGCCAGGUGAGGGCCGACAGCAGCACAAGGGUCAUGUUGGCGGAUGCUGCCACCCACCAAACCCGAAGGGUGCCAGGGAACACCCGACGGCAAGCCCCAACCUUGCCAGUCAGGGCAGGAUCAGAUACCGUCCGGGGACAGACACGGCAUCCCUUUGGCUUUGGACAGGUGCCAGACAAUUGGAGAGAUGGGGCCACCGGGGAUGGUCACUCCAACUCCCAACGGCCUCGAUCGCCCACCACUCGGCAGCGUCAAGUUGGCUCUUCUUCCUCUGCUUCUUCCUUUUCGCAGACCUCUUUUGGUCAACUCUACCCACAGUCCUCUUAUCCACAGCCGCCUUAUGUCAACCAGUAUGAGACCUAUGAUCCACAGGUGCCUCGUGCCUAUGAUGAGACCUAUACCUACUAUCGUACCGCAGGAACUGGAGGGAGUGCUGUGGCUGCGGCCGCAGCCAGUGCUGGAGUCAUAUACCCUUUCCAGCCACAGGUGAGAUAUGAAGAGUAUACGGAAGAUCAGACCCCUUAUCGAGCCCAAGGAUACUAUCCAGCCCCAGAGAGACCCUACGUCCCUGUGCCCCAGCAGCUUCCAUCCUCCGAUGGCUUAGACCGAAGGUACUCACACAGCCUCUACCAUGACACAGGAACUAGCUACGACCAAAGUGUCCAAGACCCUUAUUCCUCCACCCAGAACCAACAGUCUGUGGGCCAAGGGGUCCCCCUUGCAGACAACUUGCAUCUCAAUUCUGGAUCUCCUGUGAGUACUGGCACCCAGUACAGGAAUGAGCCAUGGGUAGGCCAAUAUCCACCUUUUGGGGAUGUGCCAGGAGAGCCUUAUGUUCCUUCUCGUAACGUGGAAGCUCAGCCACCCUUCCGACCCUUAGACCCCCAAGGGGUCCCUAGGCCUGAGCCAUAUCUCCCCAUCCGGAAUGCGGAGCCUCCCCAACUGAUUCCAGACAACCAAGGUGUUAACCAAGGUCGGAUGAGCGUGGGCAGCAUCUACAGACCAAAUCAGAACGGACGGGGCCUCCCAGACCUUGUACCUGAUCCAAAUUAUGUCCAGGCUUCAACUUAUGUCCAACGGGCUCACCUCUAUUCCCUCCGUUGCGCUGCAGAAGAAAAGUGCCUUGCAAGCACUGCCUAUACCCCUGAAGCCACAGACUACGAUGUCCGGGUGCUCUUGCGUUUCCCCCAGCGAGUGAAGAACCAGGGGACAGCAGAUUUCCUGCCCAAUCGGGCUCGCCAUACCUGGGAGUGGCACAGCUGCCAUCAGCAUUACCACAGCAUGGAUGAAUUCAGCCACUACGACUUGCUAGAUGCUGCCACAGGCAAGAAAGUGGCCGAGGGCCACAAAGCGAGUUUUUGCCUGGAAGACACCACCUGUGACUUUGGGAACCUCAAGCGCUACGCCUGCACAUCACACACACAGGGUUUGAGUCCUGGUUGUUAUGAUACAUAUAAUGCUGACAUUGAUUGCCAGUGGAUUGAUAUCACCGAUGUACAGCCUGGGAACUAUAUUCUAAAGGUCCAAGUGAACCCCAAAUAUAUUGUGAUGGAGUCAGACUUCACCAACAACGUGGUGAGGUGCAACGUUCACUACACUGGGCGCUACGUGGCCACUACAAAUUGCAAAAUCUCCCAGUCUUAAUUUCCAACCAGAUGGUAGACGCCUUCUCCUCUCUCCACUCCAAAUAUUUCUCAAGGUGGAAGAACCCAACAAAGCAGCGAUCAGAGGGUGACCAGCAUCUUUCUGAGAUUUUUUUUCAAAAAAUCAAAAACAUGGCAUUGUUAUGUUUUGAGAGCACAAGUUAAAAUGACAAUUGUCACUUCAAAUACUUUUAUAAAGCCUUGGUUUUUAACCUC
Sceloporus undulatus (fence lizard) is the source of this 2437-nucleotide messenger RNA. RefSeq names its product lysyl oxidase like 1 (gene LOXL1). The transcript has 7 exons. Gene Ontology annotation, molecular function: protein-lysine 6-oxidase activity; copper ion binding. Lineage: Eukaryota; Metazoa; Chordata; Lepidosauria; Squamata; Phrynosomatidae. The record is from RefSeq and is a predicted model, not a curated record. Bases 390 to 2222 code for a protein of 610 amino acids. Gene Ontology annotation, biological process: peptidyl-lysine oxidation.